AUGGUUAUGAGAAUGAGGUCGCUGUCUCAGCGCAUGCCGUCGUGGUCCAAAUCAACCAAGCGUUCAAACAGACUCUCCAAGAGCGAUGCGCGCUUUAGCACCUCCACCGACCGGAUGAACAGCCUGGAGCUCAAUGAUCCUUCAAAUCUCCAGGAGGAAGAGAGCUUCCAGCUGGUUCCAGGCGGGACCAGCGACCAGCUGCGAUGGCUCGAGAUUGACAACGGCGUCAGGAAGGAGGACGACGACACGCCGAGUGAACUGACCCCCAGCGAGAACGUCUCGAAUGCGGAGCCCGCCGGCGAUGAUGAUGAUGCAGAGGCCGGUGACGAUGCCGCCACCACUAACGGCGUCAACGGCGUCAACGGCGACAGCGAGAUUGUAAACGGCGAGACUCCCUCAGGCGAGACUCCCUCAGGCGAGACUCCCAAUGGCGUGACUCCCAAUGGUGAGACCGCCAACGGUGAGACCGUCAACGGUGAGACUGCCGUCGCCGAGACCCCCGUCAGCGAAGUCGCCCCCAGCCUCCGUUCCAGGACCACCAGCUUCAAGGCCGUCAGCGUCAAGACGGCGAGCGAGAGGGUCGCCCUCGACGAUGCUACUGACGUUGACCCCGACGAGGUCACAAACUAUGUUCUCCAGUGCCAUGACGAUGUCAACAACCAUCUGCGGCAGAUCAACGAUGCCCUCAACCUCAUCAGCAUCAUGGGUCCCACGCGGAGUGGCAAAUCGACCCUCAUGAACCUCCUUGCGGGAUGCACCGAUGAGCCGCUGUUUUCCACCAGUCCCGGAGCUGAAUCGUGGACAAGAGGCACCAAUCUGGGCAACAAGAUCAUGGGCGUCAAGGAGUUCUCCAGGCUCGAUGACGGUGUCGAGGUGCCUCUGAACAGCAACCAGAAAGUGGCCUUCCUGGACACAGAAGGCCAUGGAGACCAGGGCGACUUAUACGACAUCAUGCUCUUUACUCCCGCCGUUCUGUGCUCUCGCGUCAUUGUCUUCAACACCACAGAUGUCGCCAAGGACACCAUCCUGACCAGCUUGGCCAUGAUGACUCUGGCGGCGGAUAAGCUGAACUUUGGCGGCGACAAGAAGACGACUGGGCCCAAGUUUGGCCAGCUGGUCAUCAUCAUCAACAAGUAUGAUCUUGGAGGCUCUGUGGACGACGUCCGAAAGAACAUCCUCAGGAAGGAAAUUGGCAGGACCGAAGCCAUCAAGAGGAGAAACAAGAUCCGAGAGAAGCUGGCCGCCGAGUUUGAAGACCUCACAAAAUCCCAGGUCCACAUCCUCCGCGGAAACUCUCUCAAAGAGGGCGUCCAGGCCAAGAUCAACGACAAGACCAAGGAGUUCCUUGUGCUCGACGACUUCAACGACAACUACGUCAAGGACUUCAAGAACCUGCGAGCCCAGCUCUCCCAGAUGCUUCGAAGCCCGCGACUCGUUGCCGGCGCGCCCUUGACCGGCGCCUCUACUGCCGAUUUCGUGUCGAGCAUUGUCAAGUCGAUCAACCGGCUUGAGCAGAACGGCCAGCUGCACGUCCCUGACAUCUGGCGGGCUGCUGAGAACGAGGCCAUUAACAGAUCUCACAUCAAGUUCCACAACGACUUUAGAGAAGCGUGCAACCGGCUGGCCCAGGACCCGUCGCUGAUUAGCACCAAGGACUGCAACAAGAAACUCGAUCGGAUCACGCAGAAGUGCAUGACCGACGUCCGUGGCUCACUGAGAUAUCUCACUCAGCAGACCAUCAGAGAUACAUGUGCAAGCCUGACAAAAGAGUCAGAAGGGCAGAGAAAUGAAGUCCUGGCCGCCAACCUGCAAAAGAUUGAGGCCUUUGCCGAGAAGGAGCUCACAGAGCUCAUCGGCUCAAUACAGGACACGGUGACAGAAGCCGUGUCCAACUUCAAGACCAUCUCGGUCGACACCGCCGACAAGAUGCUGGACCAGCUGCACGGCGACCUGCUGGAGAACUACAAGAAGAAGGUGGCCUCGUACGACGAGCAGGCUCUUGUGCGAAACUACUCGGUCACGUACGACCGCGCGUUCUUCACGGCCGCGGCCAUGGCCAAGCAGAACCUCAACAUUGCCUGGACCUCGUGGCUCGUCGAGCAGGACAAGACGAGCGCGGAGCAGAUUGCCGCGGCGCUGGAGAAGCUCUACCAGGAGAGCCUCGUCGGGGACGAGUCCAUCUGGGAGACGCGCGCGGACGAGGAGCUGAGCUCCCAUCUGUCCAACUACUACAACACCAUCGAUACCGAGUAUCUGUGGGACAAUGCCGCAGCCAUCAAGGCCAACUACACGGAAAAGGCCAACAACGCCAAGAACCUCGUCGCCGCAAAGGUGGCGGUUCGAGAGCAGGAGAUGGCCAAGCUGGUCGACCAAGAGCUCGAGAAAUACCUCGCCGUCUACCAGAGACAGCUGGACGAGUCUCUGCUGCCCAAGGAGGACGUGGGCGACUUCAAGGCCAUCACAGACAGCACGGCCUGCCGAAGCGAGCUGAUAGCCUUCCUCAAGGCGCAGCCGAUGAGCACUCGGCUGUACGACCACUACCUAAACCAGUUUGACAACCAGCUGUCGACCAAGAAGAGCACAUUUGGCGACAAGUACACAGCGGUCCUCAAAGAGUUCCUGUCGUACAUCGAAGAGGAGCUCGACCGCAUCGUCAAGGCCCAGAUCGAAGACUUCAAGAACCAGAGCGACACCCUCCCCAUCACGCGCUUCCUCUCCAAGGACAAGAUCACCUCGCACCUGGCCGCCUGCGAGUCCGCCGCCCGGGCCGCCUUCGAGAGCAGCGUGUCCAACUUCAGCCUGACCACCGAGGAGGCGCGCCUGCGCGUCACCGAGGCCCGCAACCGGCUCGCCGCCGGCAUCGCCGACUACCACAUCGCCAAGCUGCUGCUGCUCGACUCGCUCGUCAACAAGUGGAACCGCCAGGCGCUCAACCGCUGCGUCAACGAGGUGCUCUCCGGCGUCGUCGACUUCACCCUCGACACGCCCGAGAAGCUCGAGGAGGCCGUGCGCAAGGCCAAGAUGGCCUACUUUGGGGAGGCUUGUGGCGAGACGACGAAGCAGGCCGAGACUUGGGAGACUUUCGAACGAAAGGCCGACACUUUGUACGACAACAUUCGACGCGCUCAAGCUGUCUUCAAGUUAAAGGGCAUCAGCUACGAAUCGACGACCUCGGAGCUGGAAUCCAAAGUCAUCCACGGAAUAAGCCGCCCCUUUGCUGACCUAGCCAAUCUCCUCGGCAUGUCCUGGAUCUCCAGCGGGUCUGAAUUCCAGCAUGAGCUCCGCCCCGAAGGCAAAUCGAGGUCAUAUCUGCUCAAGAACUUGAGCAAGCCAAAGGGAUACGGCAACAAGCACUGCACAAGCCUUCGCUUCGACAACUGGAGAGCCGAGUUCUCUGACUUUGUAUUCGACGAGCCCAUCGUCCAGGAGCUCUCUCCCUUUACUGUGAAAACCCUCACAGUGCCAGCUCAGGAAGAGAACACCCAAGUCAACAUCGCCAUCAAGGAGACCAAGACGGAGACAAUCAGCCACUCCAACCCCGUCAUGUUCACCGCUGACAACGAAUACGCCGCCACAAAGGGCAUCGAAGAAGUCAUCACCUCCCACAUCAAGGACGCCUUCCACGCAUCCGACUCCUUCGCAGACGUCAAGCGCAACGAAGUCACACUCGACAUCGACUUCAACUGCCCCGUCAUCUGUCCCGCCAACCGAGCAACGACCGUCACUUGCUCCGGCUACACGCAGCUCACGUCCAUCACCUACACCGCCAAGAUGAAGCUCGUCCCUGAAGUCACCUUCACAGGAGGCUACACCCGCGCCAUCACGAAGAAGAACGACACAGGCAACUUCCUCAAGGGCGACUCCAAGAAGAAGCGCUCCUACGCGGACAUUCCCAACGGUCCUGCAGAUGAGCUCAAGGACAAGGCGGCUUCCAACGCGGACCCGUGGGACUGGGAACAAGCCAUCGAAAAGCACCCGCACAUCCAAAACCUCGUGGACCGCAUCAGCGAGCCUCAGUGUUACGAGAUGUACGUACGCGGCAAAUGGGAAGGCAUCAGCGGCUGGAAAUUCGUCAUCCAAACAGACAUCAAAACCGCAUAA
Molecule: messenger RNA, 4101 nt
Organism: Trichoderma citrinoviride
Lineage: Eukaryota; Fungi; Ascomycota; Sordariomycetes; Hypocreales; Hypocreaceae
Exons: 26
Coding region: 1-4101 (1366 amino acids)
Molecular function (GO): GTP binding; GTPase activity
Source: RefSeq, a predicted model, not a curated record